Molecule: messenger RNA, 747 nt
Organism: Nakaseomyces glabratus
Lineage: Eukaryota; Fungi; Ascomycota; Saccharomycetes; Saccharomycetales; Saccharomycetaceae
Gene: SUI3
Product: translation initiation factor eIF2 subunit beta
Biological process (GO): formation of cytoplasmic translation initiation complex; formation of translation preinitiation complex; translational initiation
Cellular component (GO): eukaryotic translation initiation factor 2 complex
Molecular function (GO): translation initiation factor binding; translation initiation factor activity; mRNA binding
Source: RefSeq, a predicted model, not a curated record
AUGAGUGAUAUUGAAGUGAAGAAGGUUGUUGACGAUCCAUUUGCCGGGUUGAAGAAGAAGAAGAAGAAGAGCAAGAGCGUGAAGGAGGAGGAAGUUGGAGCUGACGAGGUUACUGAGGCGCUUAGUGAGCUUACUUUGAAGAAGAAGAAGAAGAAGUCGAAGGAGGUUACUGAUGAGUUUGAGAAGGAGCUGGCCAAGGCCGGUCUUACAGGCGAGAGCAAUAGCAAGGAGUCUUCGGUGGGCCAGGAGUCCUCUAUACAGCAGAACGUCGGUCUGCCAUACCCUGAGUUGCUGUCCAGGUUUUUCAAUAUUCUAAGGGAGAACAACCCAGAGUUGGCUGGCGACAGAAGCGGUCCUAAGUUCAGAAUCCCUCCUCCAGUCUGUUUGCGUGACGGUAAGAAGACUAUUUUCUCUAACAUCGAAGAAAUCUCCGAAAAGCUGCAGAGAUCCACAGAGCACUUGAUCCAGUACCUGUUUGCUGAAUUGGGUACUUCUGGUUCCGUCGACGGUCAAAAGAGACUGGUCAUCAAGGGUAAGUUCCAGUCCAAGCAGAUGGAAAACGUGCUAAGAAGAUACAUUCUGGAAUACGUGACAUGUAAGACUUGUAAGAGUAUCAACACAGAGCUAAAGAAGGAACAAUCCAACAGAUUGUUCUUCAUGGUUUGUAAGAGUUGUGGUUCCACCAGAUCCGUCUCUUCCAUUAAGACAGGUUUCCAAGCCACUGUCGGUAAGAGAAGAAAGAUGUAA